AUUGCGUUGUAUUUGACUCUUACGACUGUUACGUUCGGCAUUUUUGAUAAAGUAAAUCAUUCUUUGUGCUUAGAAAACCAAAAAUGGCUGACAGAAAUAACGUACCAAACUUCAAACCGCACAAACCAGUGCAACCCAAAUCAUCCAUCAACAGGUCCAGGACAUCAGGCUGGAUAUCAUGGCGCAGGAACUAAAGCCGACCUCGACAACAGGGGCCGACAAAUGAAUCCCCAGGAUUCAAAAUAUACCCAGAGAAAAUGAAAAAAUUUUCUUAAUAUUAUUUCCUUAUUCAUAUUUCAAUUUCAACAUUAUGUAUAUUAAAUGAGGAAAAAUAUAUAUAAAUUCUAAAA
Leptopilina heterotoma is the source of this 350-nucleotide messenger RNA. RefSeq lists its product as uncharacterized. The transcript has 2 exons. The annotation marks the transcript as partial. NCBI's taxonomy places the organism in Eukaryota, Metazoa, Arthropoda, Insecta, Hymenoptera, Figitidae. The record is from RefSeq and is a predicted model, not a curated record.